AACAUCAUUGUUUUAGUUAUGUCGUGUGACAAAGUGGAAAUGAACGCACGAGAUUUUUGUACCACCUGCGACCUUCUACAAGGAGAAAUGGACAAAUGUGAUUUGAGAGAAGAAUUAAUCUCGUUAGGAUAUUUAACAAACCAGUUGCAACCAAAAUGUUCGGCUGCUGGUUUCUUUACUGUUAACCAACUAAUCUUAGGCGGUUUAUUUUCUUCUGUUAUAUCUUAUUUAAUUGUUUCUAUUCAGUUCAAUGUAAGCCUAAAGUAAAAUAUA
Molecule: messenger RNA, 273 nt
Organism: Diabrotica virgifera virgifera (western corn rootworm)
Lineage: Eukaryota; Metazoa; Arthropoda; Insecta; Coleoptera; Chrysomelidae
Exons: 1
Coding region: 19-267 (82 amino acids)
Biological process (GO): sensory perception of taste
Cellular component (GO): membrane
Source: RefSeq, a predicted model, not a curated record